This is a messenger RNA of Erigeron canadensis, 1281 nucleotides long. RefSeq lists its product as uncharacterized. The transcript is spliced from 5 exons. Lineage: Eukaryota; Viridiplantae; Streptophyta; Magnoliopsida; Asterales; Asteraceae. Bases 80 to 1102 code for a protein of 340 amino acids. The record is from RefSeq and is a predicted model, not a curated record.
UUCAACACAUUUCAUUUCACCCGGCACACUUCAGCUGCUUCACCAUUCUUCCAACUUUCUUUCGUGUUUUCUUUUAGCAAUGAUCGUAAAUAUAGCGAUUGUCGUGGCAAGUGGUUUUCUAGGAUGGGCUUAUAUCCGAUUCAAGCCACCGCCUCCUAAAAUUUGUGGGUCACCAGGUGGUCCUCCUAUUACUUCACCUCGAGUCCAACUUGAUGAUGGAAGACAUUUAUCUUAUAAAGAGUGGGGUAUCUCCAAGGAUGUCGCUAAACAUAAAGUCAUUGUAAUUCAUGGUUUUGAUAGUUCCAAAGAUUUGAAAUUGCCUAUUUCUCAGGAACUUAUUGAGGAAUUGCAAAUUUACAUGGUAUCAUUUGACAGGGCGGGUUAUGGAGAGAGUGAUCCACAUCCAAAACGAACUGUUAAAAGUGAAGCGUAUGAUGUUCAAGAACUAGCUGAUAAGUUGCAGAUUGGUCCCAAGUUCUAUGUGAUUGGAUUAUCAAUGGGUGCCUAUGUUGUUUGGAGUUGCCUCAAAAACAUACCACAGAGGUUGUCAGGAGCUUCACUUGUCGUACCAUUUGUGAAUUACUGGUGGCCUUGUUUACCUGCUAAGUUGGCUAAAGAAAGUUUUGAGCGACUGCUUGUUCAAGAUCGGUGGGUGUUUCGUGUAGCACGUUAUGCCCCAUGGCUGUUUAACUGGUGGAUGGAGCAAAAGUUGUUUCCAGCACUGAGUAUAAUGGCUGGAAAAAUGGAUAUAUUUUCCCAAUCAGAUUUGGAGUUUUUGAAGAAUUUGCCACCAAACUCAGAUGGAACUCAGGAAAGGAUACGUCAACAAGGUGUUUAUGAAUCUCUGUAUCGUGACAUAAUGGCUGGCUAUGGAAAAUGGGAGUUUGACCCGUUCGAUAUAAGCAAUCCUUGGCCAAACAAUGACGGUGCUGCUCAUAUUUGGCAGGGCUAUGAUGAUAAAAUCAUACCAUAUAAAGUAAACCGCUUUCUCUCUGAAAAGCUUCCUUAUCUUCGGUAUCAUGAGGUUCAGGGUAAAGGGCAUUUGUUACCUUUUGAUGACAGUUUAUGUGAAGAAAUUUUUAGGACACUUGUGGCAGGAUGAACCAAUUUAUGCUAGUAACAUCAUGCAUGCGUAUCCUACUAAAUUAUGCUUUAAUAUUGAAAAACGUAUAUUCAUGUAUUGUGAUAAAAGUCCAUUACUAGCUAAAUAGUAUGUUGAAUGUCGGUUUUCAUUUUCAAUAAUGUAAACAUAGCUCAAUAUCUAGAUUAAUAUUUCUGAUA